AUGAGUAGCAAUGGAAAUCAUAAUCUACACAUCUUCUUCUUCCCCUUCUUGGCUUAUGGCCAUAUAAUACCAACAGUUGACAUGGCUAAAUUAUUUGCAGAAAAGAGUGUGAAGGCCACUGUCAUCACCACACCAGGCAACGCACCUUUCAUCUCCAAAGCCAUUGAAAAAGCCAAAACUAACAACAACGAGAUUCAGAUCCAAACCAUCGAGUUCCCUUCUGCAGAGGCUAGUUUACCUGAUGACCUUGAAAAUAUUGAUUCAAUCCCUUCCCCAGAUUUGUUUGGAGCAUUUUUUAUGGCCACCACUUUGCUACAAGAGCCGCUUGAACAACUAUUGCUCAAGCAACGUCCGAAUUGCAUUGUCGCUGAUAUGUUCUUCCCAUGGGCAACUGAAUCUGCCGCCAAAUUUGGAAUUCCUAGGCUCGUCUUCCAUGGGUUUAGUUUCUUCUCCUUGUGUGCUACCACGUGCAUGGGAUUCUACAAGCCUGACAACGAUGUUUCUUCUGAUUCUGAGUCGCUCGUCAUUCCUAAUCUUCCGGGUGAGAUUAAAAUAGCAAGGAUGUCGUUGAGACCCUAUGGCAGGAGUCAGGCAACAGGCUUCAUCAAAUUGUUGGCGGAAGCAAAGGAGUCAGAGUUGAGAAGCCAUGGAGUUGUUGUGAAUAGUUUCUACGAACUUGAGAAGGUAUAUGCAGAUUAUUUCAGCAAGGUGCUUGGAAGAAAAACAUGGCAUAUUGGUCCCUUGUCUCUUUGCAACAGGGACAUGGAAGAAAAGGCAAAUAGAGGAAAGGGGGCAUCUGUGGGUGAUCAUGAGUGUCUAAAAUGGCUUGACACAAAGAAACCCAAAUCAGUCGUUUACGUAUGCUUUGGAAGUACAGUAGUGUUACCUGAUUCUCGACUUAGAGAGAUUGCUACGGGUCUUGAGGCUUCAGACCAACAAUUCAUGUGGGUGGUGAGAAAAAGGAAAGAAGAUGGAGUUGAAUGGCUACCUGAUGGAUUUGAAAAAAGGAUGGAAGGUAAGGGAUUAAUCAUAAGAGGGUGGGCACCUCAACUAUUAAUUCUUGAACAUGAGGCCAUUGGAGCAUUUGUGACUCAUUGUGGAUGGAAUUCAAUCUUGGAAGCAGCGUCUGCUGGGGUUCCCAUGAUAACCUGGCCAAUUUUUGCGGACCAAUUUUUCAAUGAGAAGUUGGUGACCGAAGUCCUUAAAAUUGGGGUACCUGUUGGUGCCAAAAAAUGGGUUGGAGUGGAAGGAGAUAAUAUUACAUCUGAUGUAGUGGAGAAGGCAGUUAAGACGAUAACGAUAGGGGAAGAAGCCAUUGAUAUGAGGAAUAAAGCAAAGGAGCUUUCAAAGCUGGCUAGGCGAGCCAUGGAGGAAGGAGGAUCAUCUCACUCUGAUCUGACAACUUUAAUUGAAGAGUUGACUUCAUUAGCCUUCCUUUGA
Molecule: messenger RNA, 1440 nt
Organism: Sphenostylis stenocarpa
Lineage: Eukaryota; Viridiplantae; Streptophyta; Magnoliopsida; Fabales; Fabaceae
Source: the annotation of a GenBank genome assembly